This is a messenger RNA of Seminavis robusta, 720 nucleotides long. NCBI's taxonomy places the organism in Eukaryota, Bacillariophyta, Bacillariophyceae, Naviculales, Naviculaceae. The record is from the annotation of a GenBank genome assembly.
AUGUUCAUUGAUACUACAACCUGCCCUGGAUUCACCAUCCGUGUCCUCAACAAGUCAUUCAUUGCUGAGAAGCCAAGCCAUCGUGAUGAUAUCAUUUCUAUGGUUGCCACAAGCUUUGCCGAAGGAGAGCCCUUUUGCAAGUUUCUAGGUAUUACUGCAGAUUUGCUCAAGGAGCACUUGGUGGAAGCACUGGUGGACAAGUGCAUUGAAGACGAACUAUCCUUGGUCUGCAUGGAUAACGAAACUGGCCGCAUUGUAGCAGCCAUGCUGAAUGAAGACUUUUAUGAUACAAUGAACCCUGAUGAAGAAGCUAGUGAGGAUCUUGCAAGAGACCUUCCUGAAGCCAUUCCAAUUUUUGCCCUUCUGGAGCUCUUGGACACUCAACUAGUAGGGGAAAAAUUUGGCAGUGCUGCUGGAGUCAAGCAAAAUGAGGUUCUUCAUGCCUUCAUGGGAGCCACUUCCAAGCAGUAUUCUGGCAGAGGACUUGCCAGCCGUCUUCGCAAACUGACUGCAGACUAUGCUCGAGAGAAGGGUUUUGCCUCUGUGGUUGUGGAGCCAACCAAUCCAGCAACCCAGCACAUUUGGACCAACAAAUUGGGUGGCACCGUGGAGUACGACGUAGCGGCCAAGGAUUUCAUGAUGCUCGAUGGGAGCAAGCCAUUUGCCAAUGACACUCAUUCUAUGGAACGGCAAUGCACCAUUGUCAUGUUGACUUUGUAA